This is a messenger RNA of Saccostrea cuccullata (small rock oyster), 1210 nucleotides long. RefSeq lists its product as uncharacterized. Gene Ontology annotation, cellular component: membrane. Gene Ontology annotation, molecular function: calcium ion binding. The transcript is spliced from 8 exons. NCBI's taxonomy places the organism in Eukaryota, Metazoa, Mollusca, Bivalvia, Ostreida, Ostreidae. The record is from RefSeq and is a predicted model, not a curated record. Gene Ontology annotation, biological process: homophilic cell-cell adhesion. The annotation marks the transcript as partial.
GUGCUAUCAUAUUGACUGGGAAUGAAACAAAUUCUACAACACAGAAAUGGUCUAUCACCGAGGAUAACCCACGUGUUUCGUUAGAUUUCAUUAACAACAGUUAUCAAAUAGGAUUGAUUAGACCUGUGGAUCUGGAUGUUGCAAACCUCGGCGAUGUAUGUGAUUCUGGGCUGCAGCAAUUCACACAGAGGGUGUCGUGUAAAAAUAAUGAUGGAUCACCAGACGAUGAAAAUAUAAUGUUUAGCGUCAAUCCAGUGAACGAAUAUCCACCAGUUGCUGUCAAAAAUAACACUAUCAGGAUACAGGAGGACAAAGGACCGACUCCAAUUUACAUUGCUCGUAUGCUGGAUCUGUUUCAAGACCGUGACUGUCCUAGGGUCACCCCUAUAGUCGGCAUAUCAAAGACUACUGCAGGGACAGAUGUUAGCGAGUAUUUUACUGUUAACACCACAACAGGAUUUCUGUAUCAAAUGAAGAACUUUGAUUACGAAGACACCAGAAUCCAGUGCGGUUUGGGGAAAGGUGGAGGAACCUUAAAUAUCACUGCUGAGGACGGUCCACAUACCGUGUUUACAAUCCUGAAUGUAAACUUUACUAACGUUGAUGACACUCCCCCUGUGUUUGUCAGAGAUAAAUGUUCCUCUACCUGCUACUCUUGUUCAGUUCCGGAUAUUUCUGUUACCAUUGAUUACUUCGAUCAGGGUAUUAUCAAAACCGAACCCAACAGAAUAAAGGCUAUAGACCCGGACACUUCAUCGUCUAAUAUCGCGUACAAUUUAGAGGACAAUACAAAGUUUGAAUAUGGAAGUUUUAUCCUCAAUCAGUCUUUUGCAAACUUCUCCAACUUCGGUGAAUCUUCGGACUUUGAUGUGGCGGUACUUCUGCAGGUUUGUUAUCUCUUUAUUUCAGUGAAAAUAUUGUCACAGAUAGUCGAGCAGGUUUACCUUUUUACAAAUUUUAAAUAUAACUCGAAUUCUUGUUUCGUUCUUACAAUUUACAUAUUUAAUAAUUUAUGAUAAAAUGUACAAAGUCAUUGUGAUUGCUGCUGUUGUCCUGGUGACCAGUUGCGCGUCUUGCUUUCCACUUCACAGGCUGGAGGAUGGACUAUAGGUUUUAAGGGUGGCGGCCUAUAUACUACACUCCAAGGGCGAUAUACACUGGGCAACCUCACUGUCGUACACCAACUUUGACGUAUGGCUGGAACCUGCUC